GCCAUUUCGCAAGAAACCCACGAUGUCGACGCUCACGUCGACGCAAAUGAACGUGAAGCGCAGCUCGACGCGCGUGCACGGCCCGCCCGGCGGCGCGUCCCAGCUCACCUUUGGUCCGGGUGGGUUUGGCACGAAUGCGCCGGCCCCGGAGCCCGACGCCGAGAACCGGGACGCCGUGCAGCGAACGGACUUUAUCCCGCAGAAACCAGGCCUCCGUACACCGUACCAACAAAGCCCGAGCAACAACAACCAACAACAGUACUCGAACCAGCAACAGGCGCCUCCACCCACCGCGUUUGCGCCGCCACAAACCGGCUACGGACGCCCGCCGCCAACGGGAUAUGCGCCACCAUCCACAGGCUAUGCACCGCCACAGACUGCCGGUGGCUACGGUGGCUACAAGCCACCGGCGACGGGCUACUCCCAGCAAGGCCAGGAGCGUCCCCAAACCAUGGGGUGGGGCCGAGGAGCGAGUGGGCGGACACAGCCUCCGCUAACAUCGUCAAAGCGCGACCAAAACUGGGAAAAAAAGCGACGGCAGUGGCUGGCGCGCAAGUCGGGUGGCUCGGGCAACUACACGGGCCAUUCGUCGUCCGCAUCAUCGUUUGCGCCACCGAUGACGGCUGGUGGCAACAACAAUUCGUAUGGAAACCCGCCGUCCCCGCUCUCCAAGCUCAUGAACAACGUGAGCGUGGGCGGUCCCGAGUCCAACCGUGGACAGUCGUUUUCUCUGCCCCAGCAAUUUCGGGCGCCAAUGCAACAACAAUAUCAAGCACCACCGCAGCAGCAGCAGAGGUACCAGCAGCCGCCACCGACGGCGUAUGCGCCACCGAAUCAAGGACCACCGUCGCACGGCUACGGCGGUCCACCUCCGACGGGCUACAGUCGCGGAGGCCCACCGCCAACAGCCGCAAGCAACUACUCGUACCAAGAUCACUCGGGCUACCCACCGAGUAGCAACGGUCCCAAGCAGGGCAAUGUGUUUCAGCAAACGGGCGCGGCGCAGUUUGGACACCAGCCGCAGCAGUUCCAGCGCAUGCCGACGUCCGGCUCGAUGCCGCCGACGGCGUCUUCGUCGCGGUCGACGCGCCAAGCGCCCGGCGGCACGUCCAACUGGUCGCCGUACGGCUAGUUGCGCCGCAGUGGCUUGUACGCAAUACGAUAUACAUCUUGCUUUCAUCCUAUAUCCUUAUUGUUAUUACUGCUACUUCAUUCCGCGCUUGAGACUAAAUACUACGUUGUCGUUUGAUAUACCA
Messenger RNA from Saprolegnia parasitica CBS 223.65, 1256 nucleotides. RefSeq lists its product as hypothetical. Lineage: Eukaryota; Oomycota; Saprolegniomycetes; Saprolegniales; Saprolegniaceae. The transcript is spliced from 2 exons. Bases 23 to 1132 code for a protein of 369 amino acids. The record is from RefSeq and is a predicted model, not a curated record.